UUUAUCAGUUGAUUAAUCGCUAACUUUAAUGUUAUUGUGAUAUCGAUUUUCGCGAUAAUUUAAUGUAACAAUUUGUGAAUUUAACUAAUUUGAUCUCAUCUCAUCAAACGGUCAAAAUAUUUGAAACGAUGAUUUGGAAGAAAAUAGGCUUGUUUAUAUAUGCUCUUGUAGUGAUCAUUUUAUAUGUCUCACGCAUGUGUUUCGGUGUGAAAAAUGACGUUCCCAAGCAGCCACCUAACAUCGUUGUCAUCAUGGCCGAUGAUUUAGGAUGGAACGACGUUAGCUUUCACGGCGCCGAUGAGAUUCCUACGCCGAACAUAGAUGCUCUCGCAUACAAUGGCGUCAUAUUAAAUCGACACUACGUAUUGCCGUUAUGUACACCAUCGAGAACAGCUUUCCUUACUGGAAAAUAUCCCAUAAGAACAGGUAUGCAAGGCUAUGUUUUGCAACCAGCCGAACCACGCGGUAUACCUUUGAAUGAUACUCUUUUACCCGAGUAUCUUCGAAAACUCGGAUAUGCCACUCAUUUGGUCGGAAAAUGGCAUGUUGGUUAUCAUACAAAGAAUUAUACUCCUACACGUCGCGGUUUCGACACUUUUCUUGGAUAUUAUAACGGUUACAUUCACUAUUUCAAUCAUACAAUUUUGGACGAGGAACAGAAAUAUUUGGGCUAUGAUUUUCACCGUAUCGUGGGUGAAAAUCGCACAAUUGAAUACAGAUACGACUAUAUAACUGAUAUUAUAACCGACGAGGUUGAAAAUAUUAUUUUCUCUCAUAAUCCUGCGAAACCAUUAUAUCUGCAAGUGUCACAUGAUGCGGCCCAUUCUGGCGGUAUCGGUAUAGAAAUGCAAGUACGCGAUUGGAAAGAAACGAAUGCUACUCUCGGUUACAUCGAAGACAUAAAUAGAAGAAAAUAUGCAAGUGUCGUUGCCACAUUGGAUGAAUCAGUCGGUCGGAUAAUCGAUGCUCUAAGAAAAACGGAUAUGUUAAAAAACUCAAUCAUCGUUUUCAUAUCCGACAAUGGAGCGCAAACUGAAGGAUUUCUUCAAAAUUAUGGAUCUAACUAUCCACUUAGAGGGUUGAAAUUCAGUCUCUUCGAAGGCGGCGUUCGCGGCGCAGCAUACAUCUACUCACCCUUAAUUGAUCGUCUGUCGAGAGUUUCGACUCAAUUGUUUCAUAUUACUGAUUGGUUACCGACAUUGUAUUCAGCAGCUGGUGGUAAUUCGAGUGAUUUGAAACAAUUGGAUGGUUUUGAUCAAUGGUCCGCAAUUAAGAGCGCGGAAGAUAGUAAACGGAAAUCAAUUCUCAUUAAUAUUGACGAGAGGGGUAAUAGCUCAGCAGCAUUAAUAGGACAUUAUAAACUUGUUACAGAUACAUCCGAGUACCAGAAGUAUUAUAAUUAUAGUGGUAACAAUGCAUUGUAUCCCAAGUAUAAUGCAAUAAAUAUCUUAGCAUCGCCAGUUGCGUCAGCUAUCGCGAGCAUUUCGACUUCUAUGUUAAACGCUAAUAAAAUAAUGCAACUGCGGAAAGAGGCCACAAUAGUUUGCAAGAAUUUUAUGGAUUUCUCCAAUUGUACGAAUCGCAGCUGUUUAUUCGAUGUCAAAGAGGAUCCUUGCGAAACUACAGAUUUAUCCGCGAAGUAUCCUAAGGAAGUAGAGAGAUUGAAUAUGUUCAUCGAUCGAUAUAAAUCAGUUCUUGUAAAACAGCCAAAUACACCCAUCGAUCCGGCUGGCUAUGCAUAUCACUUUAACAACACUUGGAUCCCUUGGUUGCCGGACGAUUAUCAGUCAAUCAGUGAAAUGCAUUUCACUGAAUAAAGUUGCUGUAAAGACACUUCAUUGAUUUUGGAUGAUAAAGUGUAAUACAAAGUUAUACAAAGCCAAACAAAGUGAUAGCAGAUUAUUACGAUACAUAUUGUCGAAACGAGGAACUCCAAAAUCAAUUUUACAUAAACAGGAAAAGAAAAUGUAGGAUGUGUCAAAGUGAAGUAGAAAUUAGAGCAUUUAGCAAGAAAUUGUACGUAGAGGAAUAAUGCAAAUAAAUCAAAUUUUAAAAGAGAAGAAAAAAAGGACCCGUUGGAUGAAUAAAAUUCUAAGGAUAAGAAAAGAAAACUAAAGAGAAGAUAUUUAAGAUAA
Camponotus floridanus (Florida carpenter ant) is the source of this 2135-nucleotide messenger RNA. RefSeq names its product arylsulfatase B. The transcript has 9 exons. The coding region runs from base 129 to 1817 and encodes 562 amino acids. NCBI's taxonomy places the organism in Eukaryota, Metazoa, Arthropoda, Insecta, Hymenoptera, Formicidae. The record is from RefSeq and is a predicted model, not a curated record.